AACUAGUUUUUGUUUAAAUAGCAAUUUAUUUUUUUGCAUAAAUUCGAAAAUGGGCUAUGAUGAUCGUGAACGUGACCGUGACCGCGAUCGCCGUCGCCAUCGUUCACGCUCUCGUGACCGCCAUCGCGAGCGUUCCAGGGACCAUCGUCAUCACCGCAAUUCGCGCCGUAAGCCAUCUCUCUACUGGGAUGUGCCGCCACCAGGAUUUGAGCACAUUACUCCGAUGCAGUACAAAGCAAUGCAGGCCUCCGGACAGAUACCGGCCAGCGUUGUCCCAGACACUCCUCAGACAGCCGUGCCCGUUGUCGGUUCAACCAUAACCCGCCAGGCGCGUCGCUUGUACGUCGGCAACAUUCCGUUUGGCGUCACCGAGGAGGAAAUGAUGGAGUUCUUUAAUCAGCAAAUGCAUUUAGUUGGCCUGGCCCAAGCAGCCGGCAGUCCAGUACUUGCUUGCCAAAUAAAUUUGGACAAAAAUUUCGCUUUCCUUGAGUUUCGUUCAAUAGACGAGACCACUCAAGCAAUGGCUUUCGAUGGCAUCAAUUUAAAAGGGCAAAGCCUGAAGAUUAGGCGCCCGCAUGAUUACCAGCCUAUGCCGGGCAUAACAGAUACUCCGGCCAUUAAACCCGCUGUUGUUUCCAGUGGAGUUAUCUCGACGGUGGUACCAGACUCGCCCCACAAAAUAUUUAUUGGCGGUCUGCCCAACUAUUUAAAUGACGAUCAGGUUAAGGAACUGUUGCUCUCAUUUGGAAAGCUACGUGCAUUUAACCUUGUUAAAGACGCUGCUACUGGCUUAUCAAAAGGGUACGCUUUCUGUGAAUAUGUAGACCUAAGCAUCACCGACCAGUCGAUUGCUGGCUUAAAUGGUAUGCAACUGGGCGACAAGAAACUUAUCGUACAACGUGCCAGCGUUGGGGCCAAGAACGCUCAGAAUGCCUCAAACUCUAGUCAGUCCGUUAUGCUGCAGGUGCCAGGACUGUCGACGGUCGUUAGUAGUGGUCCACCCACAGAGGUGCUUUGUCUGCUUAACAUGGUCACUCCCGACGAGCUGCGCGAUGAAGAAGAAUACGAAGACAUACUGGAGGACAUCAAGGAGGAGUGUACAAAGUAUGGUGUGGUGCGAAGUGUCGAAAUACCACGGCCCAUCGAGGGCGUUGAGGUACCCGGAUGUGGCAAAGUUUUUGUCGAAUUCAAUUCGGUCCUCGAUUGUCAAAAGGCACAACAGGCCCUUACCGGACGCAAGUUCAGCGAUCGCGUCGUUGUUACUUCAUACUUUGAUCCUGACAAAUACCAUAGACGCGAAUUUUAGAUAAAAACUACAAAAAAAAAACAAACAAAAAAACUAACACUAAAUCAUAUUUCUCACAUUCACCGAUGUUCAAUAAAAUUACACAUAAUAAACAACAACAAUGUAUGACCCGACGUGUGU
Messenger RNA from Drosophila persimilis, 1426 nucleotides. RefSeq names its product splicing factor U2AF 50 kDa subunit (gene U2af50). The record is from RefSeq and is a predicted model, not a curated record. NCBI's taxonomy places the organism in Eukaryota, Metazoa, Arthropoda, Insecta, Diptera, Drosophilidae. Gene Ontology annotation, molecular function: poly-pyrimidine tract binding; pre-mRNA 3'-splice site binding. The transcript has 5 exons. Bases 50 to 1306 code for a protein of 418 amino acids. Gene Ontology annotation, cellular component: U2AF complex; U2-type prespliceosome; nuclear speck. Gene Ontology annotation, biological process: mRNA processing.